This is a messenger RNA of Rotaria socialis, 2286 nucleotides long. Lineage: Eukaryota; Metazoa; Rotifera; Eurotatoria; Philodinida; Philodinidae. The record is from the annotation of a GenBank genome assembly.
AUGCCGGACUGUUGUUUAUGGUUAAAUCGGUUGCGUUGUUGUCGACGACGACAACAACAACAGCAGCAGCAACAGACUUAUAUCUAUUUAUAUAGUCCGACCAUGGCCGAUUCGUCUUCAUCGUCAUCAACAAGAUCGUCUUCGUUUUUAUUAAAUCGUCUUGCAUGCAUUCUUUUUGCGUUUUGCCUUGCCAUUAUUCUUCUGCUGACAGCAUUAGUUAUUUAUCAUUUGAACAAUAAUAUUUUCACUAUGUCGCCAAACGUCAAUUCUCAUUCGAAUAUAAUUGCAAUUGCAAAAAAACGGCAACUACAAGAUUUUGUCAAUUUGGAUGUUGAUCCAUGUGAAAAUUUUUACAAUUUUGUUUGUGACAAAUGGAUACAGCAGAGAAAAUCGAAAGAUAAUGGCGACUAUGAAAAGAAAAGGUCGCGCAUUCGACAUAAAAUACACGGUAAUAUCUCGUCAUCGCAACUAUCCAUUUUAAAAUUCUAUCAAUUAUGUGAAACACAACCAGCAUCUCAAUUAGUUGAUGAAUUAGAACGGUAUUUUGCUCGGCUCAGUCAGCAAGAACCAUAUCGAUCACAUUUAACUCUUUUCAAUCAAACAAAUUUAACUCAUUUCAUAUCUUUACCGAUCAUUUUUCAAUAUAAUCCAUUUUUCAAAAUAAUUCAUUCAUCAUCGAACAAUAAAAAAGAGUCAUUUUCGACUAUCAUUCGAACUGAUCAACGUUCUUUACCAUCACCUGCAGCUAUUUUUCACAGUGCAAUAAGAUUAAAUCAAACAGCAUUAGAAAAUCUCAUUAAAUUCGAUCAUAAAUAUACAAAAAUUUUACAACAAACAGAUCAUAGUAUUAAAUUCUAUGAACAAGAAUAUAGUCAAGAUUCAUUGAUUAUUAAACGAAUAUUAACAUUCAAAAAUUAUCAUCAAUGUCUUCCAUCAUUAAAUAUGACGAAUGGUUUAAAAAAUCUCAUUGGAUUAUUAAAUCAUUUUCUUCAAAAUCGCUUACGACAGUUUAAUACAAAAUUAAUCGAUAAACAAAUUCGUAUACUUGAAACGAUUACUGGCAAUCAUACACUAGUAGAACAUUUGCGACGUAUUCAAUUAGAAUUUAAAAUUAUCCAACAAAUAAUACCUUUGGAAAAUCAUUCUAUUGAUGAUGAUAAUAGUACUUGCAUUCUUAAUUUAUUCGAAAAAUUACUUGAUAAACGAAUGCAAUUAAGUGAAUUACCAUCAACUAUUGAUGUUUACUUUCAUAAUGCAAAACAAGAAUAUUUCAUUUCAAAUGAUUGGCCUUAUCUAAUCAUGUUAAGUGAUCGUUUAUUAAAAAUAGUACCAACAGAUACGCUUGUUAAUUUUGUUUUCUUUGAUUACUAUCGACAUUUUGUUUAUCCAUACUAUCAACCACAUGUUCAUCCUUCUAUUAAUUCAAGAACAAAUUAUACAAACAAAUCCUACACUUAUAUUUAUGAAACGGACGAUUCAAAUCUAUCGUGUUACGUUGGUGAUUGUUUUGAUAUUUUGAAUUGCUAUCACCCAUCAUUAAUUAAUCAAUUAAUGGACGAUAAAAAUCAAAUUGUUCUUGAUUCAACAAGAAAAAGUGUUGAAAAUUUGAUAAAUCGUUUUCGCUUGUUAAUUGAACAUUCAGAUCAUUUAUUUACUGAAGAAAAGAAAAAAUUAAUUAAAGAAUUAAAUCAAAUAAAAAUUGUUCUUGGCCAUUAUUCCACCCCAGUCCAAAGUAUUCCUAAUCAGAAUCUAUCUUCGUAUCUUGGCUAUGUUGAAUUAUUUUCGUCGAUGUCAUAUGAUCAACACGAACAUUCAUAUGCUAUGGAACCAAUUUAUAAUUCAAUGAAUCAUACACUGUUUCUUCCGUAUGGUUUUAUUUACUUAUCAAAUCAUUCAAUUGAAUAUUCUUUGAUGAAAAUUUUAUUAACAAUUCUUUCUAAACCAACUCAAUCAAAUCCAUUUCAUAUUGAAUGUUUAAUAAAAUCUUUUGAUGAUUCAAAUACAACAAUGAUUGAUAUCGAUGAUGAACACACAAUUUAUCUAUUAUAUCGUUCAAAAUUUUUGUUUGAACAAAAUAUAAAUCUUGAUGAAUAUUUAUGGCCAUUUAUGAGUGCAAAUUCAUUAAUGAAACGAUUUCUUAUUGAUUAUACAGCAAAUAACUAUUGUCAUAGUUUACAUUCUUACACUUUGUUUCGAAACAAUACUUAUCUAAUGGAUGAUGUGUAUCUAGUAUUUCACUGUCCACAAGCAAGUUCAAUUGAACAAUUGAAAUGUAGUGUUCAUUGA